Messenger RNA from Serpula lacrymans var. lacrymans S7.9, 1734 nucleotides. RefSeq lists its product as uncharacterized. Bases 1 to 1734 code for a protein of 577 amino acids. NCBI's taxonomy places the organism in Eukaryota, Fungi, Basidiomycota, Agaricomycetes, Boletales, Serpulaceae. The record is from RefSeq and is a predicted model, not a curated record. The transcript is spliced from 14 exons.
AUGAAGCCAGAACAGAGCGAGAAAAAAAAGUCCCUUGACCUUGAAGACUGCUCUGGCCAAUCUUUUUCCCAUGCACAUCCUCUGGCUGGACCCCCCAGGCCAAAUCUUCCUCUCGCCUGGCAGGUUACCAUGAUUGUGCUCACAUGCAUGUGUACCUUUGGAAACCAUUGGUCAAAUGGUCUAAUCGCUGCCCUCAAAACGACAAUUGAAAAGAAUCUAGAUAUCAAUAACUCCAAGUUUGCUGCUUUGGUAUCUGUUACUAAUCUUAUCAAUACUUUUCUCUGUAUCGGUUUUGGAUUUGUCAUAGACAGAUUUGGCGGUCCGCUGCUGACAGUUAUAUUGGCAUUUUGUCACUUGGCAGGAGCUUUGAUAGAGGCAGGCUCAGCAACCAACCAUCUGAAUAGCUACAAUGUUCUGAUCGCCGGCAAAGUCAUCGCCGCAAUUGGCGAUGGUUCGCUAGACAACGCCCAACAUAGGAUUUUUGCAACCUACUUCGCUCCCGGGAAGGGACUUGCAUUUUCAAUUGAUUCUGAUCCUCCCAUGCAUUACAUUUAUUACCUUCUUCUUCCCCAUGAAGGAAUGAUCUGGUCAAUGGCAAAUUUGGCUCAAUUUGUAGGACAAAGCACGGCAAAUGUGAUUUCAAAAAAACUAGGAUCUUUUGCAUGGCCACUUUGGAUCAGUUCUGCCAUUAGCCUCUUCUCCUUUCUAUGUGCAAUAGCUGUGUUCCUCUUGGAUCGAUACUUACAGUCGCAGUAUAAUGUCAUAGACCAAACUGCUCGUAACAGAAAGCAGAAUACAGACGCUAGGACCGUAAAAUCGACGGCCAUUAGGAUUGCGGCGGUACGACACCUUCCACUUACGUUUUGGAUUGUCGUCCUCUUUUCCGUCUUUGAAAACUCGGGCAUGCAGUCUUUCUUGUCGAUAUCUACGUCCGCAGUUCGCACAACAAAGGCUAAAAAAGGGGGCUGUGGUUGGUGGCUGGGUAUCGAGCUUUUACCUUCUCUUGCCGGUGGGCAUAACUCCUUUCUUGGGUAUCUUUAUCGACAGGUUUGGGCACCGAAUAUCGAUCUUGUUCCGGCAUUUGUUUGUGCUUAUGUACUCUACGCUAUAUCUCAGAGUAUUACACCGGCACCUCAAGUAGAAAUCAUUCGCAACAUUAUUCCAGAUCCUCGUUUCUAUGCCACAGCAUUCGCUAUUAAAAAGUCCGUUGUCCAAGCUUCUGUUGUGAUCAUUGUCACAGCCGCAGGCAAAAUUCAGGACCUUUCUCCCACCGCGUCUCUUGCGAGUUCGGUGACUCUAUGGCUCGUUUACGCUUUUGUUUCCGUAUUGGUAUCCGGUGCUCUGCUACUCGCAUGUUACACAACUUACGGGAAGCAAAUUCUGCCUGCGGCACGGCUGUCACAGAUUCGUCCACGAAGAUUAGGGUCAGAAAUUGAACUUCUGUGGCGUUGUAACCGCAGCACCAGCAGUAUUAGUGAUACCCUGAAAGAGAACGUCGAGAUUGUGGAGACCUCACCGGAGGACAGAAUACUUCGGCUGCAGCUUUUGGAGCAUAGCCUUAAAAGCCCGAUCGAUUCGAGCCUAUCCUUGUAUACGCGCUGGGGCUCUGUGAUCGCUAGCUUGGUGGUAAUUGUUAUAGCGUGGGUUAUCUUCGGCCUUGGUAUAGAGUGGGGUGUGCACGGUUGUUGCAAGACCAGUAGGCGACUGAUGACACAGCUCAUAUUCGGACGGUGA